Messenger RNA from Batrachochytrium dendrobatidis JAM81, 1329 nucleotides. RefSeq lists its product as uncharacterized. The coding region runs from base 158 to 1048 and encodes 296 amino acids. Gene Ontology annotation, cellular component: cytosol. Gene Ontology annotation, molecular function: polyubiquitin modification-dependent protein binding. NCBI's taxonomy places the organism in Eukaryota, Fungi, Chytridiomycota, Chytridiomycetes, Rhizophydiales. The record is from RefSeq and is a predicted model, not a curated record. Gene Ontology annotation, biological process: ubiquitin-dependent protein catabolic process. The transcript is spliced from 2 exons.
GGUUUCGAAAGAUAUUUCCAUCAAGAUUAAAUGUUCCAACGAGGCGGCUUUCACUCUAACAAUUGACCCUCAAACCGACACAGUUCUUGAUUUGAAAAAUAAAAUCACUGCUCAUUUACUUCAAUCUGAAGGUUCUACGAAUGUAUCUGCUGAAACCAUGCGCCUCAUCUAUUCUGGAAAAGUACUUAAAGAUCCUGACAUGUUGUCUGUCUACAAAGUUUCUGACUCUGCCACUCUACACAUGGUAAGAGGCAGCAGACCUCCAGGAACUGUUUCUCCUUCUGCUGCUGGAACUCCUUCUACGCCAACUCCUACUCAGCCAUCCACUAAUGCUUUUGCAACCACUCCAACAGAUCAGCCCGGAUCUCGCACUGCGCCAUUAGGUAAUCCAUUUGCUGCCAACGCUGGUGCCAAUCCAUUUGCUGCUUUUGGAGGCGGCAGUAUGCCUGGUAUGCCUGGAAUGCCUGGAAUGGAUUCGAUGAUGCAAGAUCCAGCAAUGAUGGGAAUGCUCAGUCAAAUGAUGGCCAACCCCCAAAUCAUGGAAUCAUUAAUCUCCAUGAAUCCACAACUUGCUGGCAUGAUGACUCCUGAAAUGCGUCAGAUCAUGCAAAGCGAUCAGUUUAGAUCCAUGGUAUCGAACCCACAAGUCAUGCAACAGAUGAUGCAAAUGAGUGCUAAUAUGGGCGGUAUGCAAGGCAUGGGCGGAAAUCCUUUUGGAAUGCAUGGACAAUCACAACCAGCAUCGACAACUGCCAUGGGUGAUCGUUCUACCCCCAGUUCAACCCAACCCAAUCCUACCACGUUCCCUCCACUUCCUAUGUUUAACCCUGGAAUGAUGCAAAUGUUGAUGGGCGGUCAAAGUGGUGCAAAUGUUACACCUGGACAACCAACGCGUCCACCAGAAGAAGUUUAUCAAGUUCAACUUCGUCAACUUCAAGAUAUGGGAUUUUACAGUCCAUCAGAGAAUGUACGAGCACUCACACUUACUGGCGGUAAUGUGGAAGCCGCCAUUGAAUGGCUGUUUUCUCACCCUCCUGGUACUCAAUAGCUUAUCCACUUAUUUACCAGCUUGAAUUUGCAAAUAUACAGUGAUUUCUGCUUUUGUUUUUGUUUUAUAUCAGUUGCAAUGGUUCAAGGCUACUGGCUAAUCCAGAAACUAUUUUGCUCAACAAUCAUUCAUUUGGCUCUUAUUUUUCAAACUAAAAUAGUUGUAAAAAUAACAGCAGAAUCACUGGAUGAAUAUACAUUGUAUAAAUGUAGCUGAUCGUAAACAAACCUUGAUCUAAGCUUCAUUAGUGUGAUUAAACAAGUCUAAACAGUCUAGAUGUC